Molecule: messenger RNA, 3097 nt
Organism: Nylanderia fulva
Lineage: Eukaryota; Metazoa; Arthropoda; Insecta; Hymenoptera; Formicidae
Product: aminopeptidase N-like
Biological process (GO): proteolysis; peptide catabolic process
Cellular component (GO): cytoplasm; membrane
Molecular function (GO): zinc ion binding; peptide binding; metalloaminopeptidase activity
Source: RefSeq, a predicted model, not a curated record
CUUAUCAGAUAUUGACACAAUUGACAUCAGAUAUUGAACAGUUUUGUCAGUUUUCAGUGAUCUGUCCGAGCGAUGAGAUUACUCUAGCGUAUAAAUAAUCUCUUCGUAUUAGAAAUUCAUGAUAAUAUUAUAAGUUAAUGCGACUGCAACUAAUUGUUACAUAGAAACACCUUAAUCAAUAUUAAUAUAUAAGAUCUUGAAAAAAAUUGGGAUGGCAUUCCUAAUAUUAUUAUUAAUCAGCAGGCUAAUAUUUUGCGACGCAUCAAGUCUUCAUACAGCGAACAACUUUUUGGUAAAAGAUUCCAACAUUAAAAAACAUCAUAUACUAGAUGACAAAAUACCAGAACGCAAUGUCUCUAACAUCACUAAUUAUUAUUUAUCAAACGAUAUAAUACCGGAUCACUAUGUUAUCAGUCUAUCUCUAACAAAUAUGAAAAAUUACAAAAUAAUUUCUAUCUCUGGGAUGAUCAGUAUCAAUUUUAGGAUCAUUCAUCCGACAAAAACUAUAGAUUUCCAUGCACAAAAACCUUAUAUAAAAAUUCGUAAUUACAUAUUUUUUCAACGACAUAAUUCACGCAACGAGUAUGUGACGAUUGAUCUAGUGGAAAAAUCAUACAAUCCUUUGUCUCAUAUUUUCGUUCUAUAUUUCGCUGAAGAACUAUCACAAGGACAUUAUACUCUGAAAAUGGAGUUCGACUGUAAUGUAGAUGACAAGAUGGAAAGCUUCUUCCAAACAACGUACAUAAACAAUACAGAAAAAAAGUGGAUGGCCGCUACACGUUUUCAUAAAAUUGGUGCUCGACAAAUAUUUCCAUGUUGGGAUGAACCAGAAUUAACAGCUACCUUUCGGAUUGCAAUAAAACAUCGUUCAAAACACAUAGUUUUAUCGAAUAUGCCGGUGAAUAAGACAGAUAUAAUUAAUGAUAAAAGAAUGUGGAGCAUCUUCAAAGUUACUCCAAUAAUCUCUACGCAUCUCGUGGCAUUUAUAGUGUUCGAUCCGACCCUUAAAUAUCCCGUACAAGAAAUAUUGUCGCCAUUUCGUUUAGAAUUUGCACAAAAAAUUGCUACAGUAAUUAUAGAUGAUUUAUAUUCCACCUGGAACGUAUCAGAAUAUCUAGAACAAAUGCAGCAUAUUGCAAUUCCUAAUUUUCCAGACAAUGCUAUGGUUAACUGGGGGCUUAAUUUUUACAGCUUAUCCAAUAUUAUCUACGAAGAAAGAAAAGAUCCUGUAAUACGCAAAAUAGAGGUAGCGCGUUUAAUAGCAUGCAAAAUAACACAACAAUGGGGGGGACUUGGUAAUCUGGUCAGCCCAACCUCUGGGCCUUCUCUUUGGUUAAAUGAUGGAAUUUCUAUGUUGCUUGGAAUUCAAGCUCUUGAUAAGAUUUUCCCAGAUUGGCAAAUAAUGGAUUUACUUACAGUUCAAUAUCGAUAUGAAUCUCUUCAUUUGGAUUGCGGUUUUUUAAAGCCCCUAACAUCGAAAAUCACCCACAUCUCUGAAGUUAAUUCAUUUUUUUCAUAUCCCUAUUACGCCAAAGCAUUUACAAUAAUGAACAUGUUGCGAAACAUACUUUCCGAUUUCAUAUUUGAGGAUGGUAUUAAAAUAUACUUUAACACCUAUAAAUAUAAGGCUGCAAGUAUCAAUGAUUUCUGGUCAACUAUGCAAAUUGUUCAAAAUAUAUCGUCAAAUUCUUCAAAUAUAACGCUCAAUGUAUCACGAAUAAUGAAUGCCUGGACAACGCAAUCGCAAUAUCCUGUGUUAAAAAUAAAACAACAUCAUAACGCAACACAGUUCAUAAUAUUGUUAGAAAAUUUUGAUGUACUCCAUCUGAAUGAAUGGUGGAUACCUAUAGUUUUUAGUACUACUGAAGAAUUAUGGGAUCCUACUAUGUUUUAUAAUUAUAUAUGGUUGACUUCCAAUAAAUCGAUGGAAAUUAUAAAACUAAGAUUAAGAGAAAAAAAAAUUAUAGAAAUUUUACUCAACUUAUCACUAAUUGGAUAUUUUCGUGUCAAUUAUGAUGUUCCAAUUUGGAAUAGAAUUAUACGUCUUUUGGUUCCUAAAAAUUUAGAAAAUCCUCGUAAAUAUAUAGCAUUGCCUGCCUUAAUUAAAGCAAACUUAAUCGAUGAUGCGUUCCACUUCGUGAUAGCAGACCAACUCAAACCCGAAAUAUUCUGGAAAAUGUCAAAAUUUCUAACGGCAGAAGAAGAAUACAUAGCAUGGUAUCCCAUGUUCAAAAUUUUUGAAUAUAUAUCAAGAAUACUGCCAAUUAAAUCACACAAAGUCGACAAAAUAAAGGAAAAUGUACAGAUAUUAUUCCUUGUAAUAACUACGAUGGACAUAGAUUUGAAAGAAUAUAGCAAAGAUGUUGAUCUUACUAAGUGUUUAAAGCAAGAGAUUGCAAGAUGGGCAUGUGUUUUCGAUUACGAUACGUGUAUAAAUGGGGCCAAUAAAGAGUUGACAAUGCAUUUGUAUUCGCCUUCUACAAACAGGAUUUUGCCGUGGUGGAAAACAUGGACAUUCUGUCACGGUAUGGGUCACGACUACGGUACGUGGUCAAAUGUAUUACAUUUAUGGCUCGACUCAUUUGAUGCAAAGGAAUCUAGUAGAAUUUUAGAAUUUUUGUGUUGCACUACAAAUGAAGCGGCAAUCAAAUUGAUGCUAAGAAAGGGAGACGAUCCAAAUCUUACUGAAAAACCUACCUUUUCAAGUUUACAAGUUAGAGACCAUAUUAAAGUGUUUUCUUUACUUAUUACAAAGCAUGCACAGAAUUAUAAACUACUUGACUAUAUAUUAUCUAAUUUUGAGAAGCUUAAACCUAGAGAGAUAAGUACAGCUGCAGCAUUAAUUAUUAUUAUUAAUCACAUCUAUUCAAAUAGGUCAAUUACACAGAUACAAAAAUUUGUGUUUUACAACCUGAACGAACUAUAUCUGAAUGUUCAUCAUAAAAUAAUAAUACGUGCAAAUCAAAUUAUGCGUCUACACAAUGAUCUGGACCAUUUAUGGUAGAACAGAAUAAAAUUUGAAUGACCAGCUAGUACGAGACAAUAAAAGAUAACAACUGUGACAAUUAUACAUAUUACGAAAAGUUUUUAUAUAAUU